Molecule: messenger RNA, 1002 nt
Organism: Hyaloscypha bicolor E
Lineage: Eukaryota; Fungi; Ascomycota; Leotiomycetes; Helotiales; Hyaloscyphaceae
Product: glycoside hydrolase family 5 protein
Exons: 2
Coding region: 1-1002 (333 amino acids)
Biological process (GO): glucan catabolic process
Molecular function (GO): hydrolase activity, hydrolyzing O-glycosyl compounds
Source: RefSeq, a predicted model, not a curated record
AUGCCAUCCUCCACAUCAACGGUCCCCAAGUCUUCAUCAAGCACUGCUGCCGGGGCAACAAGCACGUCGAAAUCGGGUGCUCUGCAAUGGGUCGGCGCGAACGAAUCUGGCGCAGAGUUCGGUGGAGGAAAAAUUCCGGGAACACUUGGCACUGAUUAUAUUUUCCCUAACACCACCGCGAUUCAAACCUUGAUGAAUAAGGGCAUGAACAUAUUCCGAAUUCCAUUUCUCAUGGAGCGUCUCGCACCAGGGACAAUGACGAGUGCUCUCGAUACCACCUAUCUCUCAGAGCUCAAGACUGUUGUGUCAUUUAUUACCGCCGCUGGUGCGCAUGCCGUUCUCGACCCUCACAAUUUUGGACGGUACUAUGGCACCGUCUUCACCUCCACGUCUGAUUUCAAGACCUUCUGGACAAACGUAGCGACCGAGUUCAAGACCAAUGACAAGGUCAUCUUCGAUUGCAACAACGAGUUCCAUGACGAGCCGUCCAACGCGCUCGUAGUAGCUCUGAAUCAAGCCUGCAUUGAAGGUGUUCGAGCCGCUGGUGCCACAACCCAAUAUAUCUUUGUUGAGGGAACAUCAUACUCAGGUGCAUGGACGUGGACAACCACAUCCGGCAAUAGCGCUGUGAUGGGCAACCUCACGGAUCCAUACAACAAGAUCGUCUACGAGAUGCAUCAAUACCUCGACUCAGACGCCUCAGGCACCUCAUCAACAUGUGUCUCGUCCACAAUCGGCGCAGAGCGAAUCGCAGCUGCUACUACCUGGCUUCGACAAAAUAACAAGAAGGGCAUUAUUGGGGAGUUCGCAGGCGGCGCAAAUUCUCAAUGUCAGACUGCUGUCACUGGAAUGCUUGAUGCUCUCGUAGCUGCGAAUGAUGUGUGGAUGGGAGCUAUUUGGUGGGGUGCAGGCCCUUGGUGGGGAGAUUACAUCUACUCUCUGGAGCCUACGUCGGGGACGUGCUACAGCUCUUAUAUUGACAUUCUCACGAAAUAUGUCUAA